CGACGCCUGCGCCCGCCGCCGAGCUCGUGCAGACGCCUGAGGCGACCGAGGCCUGCGGACGCUCGCCGUCGGCUUGCCCGGUGAAGACCAGAGGCGAGAGUCGGGGAGACCGAGGAGAACCUGGCUGUCUCUGUGGCUCCACGUUUCCCUAUGGAGGAUGGCGGGCAGAGUGAAGUGGGUCACUGACAUCGAGAAGUCCGUGCUCAUCAAUAACUUCGAGAAGAGAGGAUGGGUCCAGGUGUCGGAGAACGAGGACUGGAACUUCUACUGGAUGAGUGUGCAGACCAUCCGGAACGUGUUCAGCGUGGAGACCGGAUACCGGCUCGCGGACGAUCAGAUCGUCAACCACUUCCCAAACCACUACGAGCUGACCCGGAAGGACUUGAUGGUGAAGAACAUCAAGAGAUACAGGAAGGAACUGGAGAAAGAAGGGAGUCCCCUGGCCGAGAAAGAUGACAACGGGAAAUACCUCUACCUGGACUUCGUGCCGGUCACCUACAUGCUGCCCGCAGACUACAGCCUGUUCGUGGAGGAGUUCCGGAAGAGCCCGUCCAGCACGUGGAUCAUGAAGCCAUGCGGGAAGGCGCAGGGCAAGGGCAUCUUCCUCAUCAACAAGCUCUCGCAGAUCAAGAAGUGGUCCCGGGACAGCAAGACGUCCUCGUUUGUGUCGCAGUCUACCAAGGAGGCCUACGUGAUCUCCCUGUACAUUAACAACCCGUUGCUGAUUGGCGGGAGGAAGUUCGACCUGCGCUUGUACGUUCUGGUGUCCACGUACCGCCCGCUGCGCUGUUACAUGUACAAGCUGGGCUUCUGCCGGUUCUGCACGGUCAGGUACACCCCGAGCACCAGCGAGCUGGACAACAUGUUCGUGCACCUCACCAACGUGGCCAUUCAGAAACACGGGGAGGACUACAACCACAUCCACGGGGGCAAGUGGACGGUGAGCAACCUGCGGCUGUACCUGGAGAGCACCCGCGGCAGGGAGGUGACCAACAAGCUGUUUGACGAGAUCCACUGGAUCAUCGUGCAGUCCCUGAAGGCCGUGGCGCCGGUGAUGAACAAUGACAAGCACUGCUUCGAGUGCUACGGCUACGACAUCAUCAUUGACGACAAGCUGAAGCCCUGGCUCAUCGAGGUGAACGCGUCGCCGUCUCUCACCUCCAGCACCGCCAACGACCGUAUCCUCAAGUACAACCUCAUCAACGAUACCCUCAACAUCGCUGUCCCCAAUGGCGAGGUCCCAGACUGCAAGUGGAACAAGUCCCCCCCGAGAGAGGUGCUGGGCAACUAUGAGAUCCUGUACGACGAGGAGCUGGCCCAGGGCGAUGGGGCUGAGCGCGAGCCGCGAAGUCGCCCGGGCCAGCCGGUGGGGCCCAAGGGGAGCCGGUCGCGAGAGUCGGGGAGAGCCGUCCUCACCACCUGGAAGUGACCGUGGAGAACCAGCCCCCACCCCCGCCUGCCCGAGCCCGCCCAGGCCCUGGCUGCAGGCCCCUCUCCUCGAGCCCGCCUCCCUGUGCACGCCCUGCGGGGAACAAAGGCGCUGCCGCGAGGGUGAGGCGUCGGUCGCUGGAGCCCACAGACUGCUCCCCUGACGGAAGCCACAGCUCCCGCAGGCGAGUGAGCUUAUCACAAAGUAUUCACGUCUCAGACUCUACGACUGCGCAGGAACACAGCCCAGGGUGGGCACCGAGCCGCGGCGUCCCAGCAGAGCGCCCGUGCGUGCCGCAGACCCGCUCCCUGCUCCCCUGCCUGGCCGACAGCGGAUGGCAGCCAAGUUCUCGGGUCCCUGCCGCCCACGAGGGAGACCUGGAUGGAGCUCCUGGCUCCUGGCUCUGAGCUGUUCCAGCCCCGGCAGUUGUGGGCACUCGGGGAGGAACCAGCAGAUGGAAGGUCUCUCUCUGUCACUCCACCUUUCAAACACAUCUUAAGGAAGAAGUAAACAGGUUCUGACAGAAUGCU
Lepus europaeus (European hare) is the source of this 1959-nucleotide messenger RNA. It is a transcript of the gene TTLL1, whose product is annotated as TTL family tubulin polyglutamylase complex subunit L1. Gene Ontology annotation, biological process: protein polyglutamylation; microtubule cytoskeleton organization. Gene Ontology annotation, molecular function: tubulin binding; tubulin-glutamic acid ligase activity. The record is from RefSeq and is a predicted model, not a curated record. The coding region runs from base 158 to 1429 and encodes 423 amino acids. The transcript has 11 exons. Gene Ontology annotation, cellular component: cilium. Lineage: Eukaryota; Metazoa; Chordata; Mammalia; Lagomorpha; Leporidae.